Punica granatum (pomegranate) is the source of this 603-nucleotide messenger RNA. Lineage: Eukaryota; Viridiplantae; Streptophyta; Magnoliopsida; Myrtales; Lythraceae. The record is from RefSeq and is a predicted model, not a curated record.
AUGGUGGAAAAGUUGCACCUCAAGGUGGAGCCUCAUCCGGACCUGUACAAGCUCUCUUGGCUUAAGAAAGGUAACAACGUUCAUGUCAAUAAACGUUGUUUGGUGCAAUUCUCUAUUGGCACGCAUUAUAAGGAUGAGAUUAUGUGCGAUGUGGUUCCCAUGGAUGCGUGUCAUUUGCUUCUUGGACGGCCGUGGUUAUAUGAUCGAAGGGUGAUUUAUGAUGGCUUUAAGAACACCUACUCCUUUGUCAAGGAAGGUGUCAAGAUUAUUCUAGCACCUUGUAGAAUGGAGGACAAGUCUAAGACCGUCACGGGAGAAGGGAACUCUUAUCUCUCCAAAUCCCAAUUUCUCCAAGUCAUGGAUCGUUCUUCGAAGGCUUAUGCACUCGUGCUCUUGGAGGAGAAUGAAGAACGAGGGGAUAUUCCACCCGUAGUGAAGUCUUUGCUCGAAGAAUUUCAGGAUGUGGUGCCCGAUGAGAUUCCGUCGGGACUUUCUCCCAUGCGGGAUAUCCAACAUCAUAUUGAUUUGGUGCCCGGGGCUGCUAUCCCAAGUAAGGCGGCGUAUCGAAUGAGUCCAAAGGAAUAUGAGGAGCUUCAACGCUAA